Messenger RNA from Vitrella brassicaformis, 934 nucleotides. Lineage: Eukaryota; Vitrellaceae. The record is from the annotation of a GenBank genome assembly.
UCACCUCGCAGGACCGCCUUUGUGGCGCUGCCGUUGUUGUAGUAGUGCCGCACAACUUACCUCUGUCACGUUCGACUGCCUGCCCUCAGUCAUGUAUUCUCUCAGCUUCUCCGCCUCGACAGACAGCUGACAGGGGCCGGCAGGGAGACACAAUCAGAUAGCAGAGAUACCGGUGAUGCCAUUUGCAUACCGUAUCAGAGGGACAGGCGUCGAGGCAGGCACUGAGAAUCUCACCUACAUGCAGCGCCCCACACAGAAACAUUCCGAUUUUCUUUUGUCGCGUGAAAGUGAUUCAAUCAAUUCAUGCGUACCGGCAUCGUUGAUGUCAACCGACCGCCAGUCUCUCUCAACGCCAAGUGACUGUGCCCUGCCGACCCGGUCCAUGUCGACGAUCAGGGCCUUGGCGAAUCCAUCACCUCGCCUUGCGAUGCACACAUUGUCCACCUGCAGGAAACGUGUACCUUCAUGUCAUGGUGUGCCCAUCCCCUGUCGUGAAGGUGCUUCAGGCCCUCGAGAAGGUCUCGAAUGAGCGGGACCUUCAGAAAGCAUCAGGGGCCGAGAUCACUCAUUUCAUCAAGGAUGUCUUCUGAAGGUCUCACUCACCACGACUUCCUCUGUCACGUGUACUUGCCCAUUCAGCUGCUGCACCUCCUCGGAUGCCAGCAGUAGCCCCAGCUCGCAAAAACUCCGUCCUGCACCAACAUCGAUUCGCUCACAUGCCGCCUGCAUGCCAUGUGGGGUGAGCCAUGCUCUCACCUUGUGCAUACUCCAUGAAGAAUGCCUUGAGACCGAUGCCGACGUUGAUACAGCCUGAGACGUCCCCGUGGGACGGGCCGAUACUCACAUUUUGCCGCCCGUUGAACGCGGUCUCCUUCAUGGCUUCCAGCUUGACGAUGUUGGGGUGGCGAACGCUUUGCUCGAGGAGGAGGUGCAU